UCCAGUUCCCGAGCGGGCGGCUGCGCCCCACUCGCCGAGGAGCUGCGCUCACCGCAGGGCGGUCCCCCGCCUGUGUUCGCGGCGCCAGAAAAGAAGUGGCUGUGAAGGUGCAGAAAAAAAAUGACAACUGAAAAAAAAAUGGCAACUGACAACAGAGAGGAUGGGGGCUGUGCCGAGCUUCAGAGCAUGUACCCAGCCUAAGGAGGCAGAAGAUUGAUCUUUGAAAAUAUGUAUUUGGGAGAUAGUCACGUUCUGUUAAAUGCCUUGCGCUGGUACUGCCAUCGAAAAAUCUGGUUACACUCUGGGGAGGCCUGCUGUCACUGCAGGACUGAACCGCCUCGGCCCUGAGAUGAGUGUCCAGCCUCAGCGGGCACACCAUGAAUAGAUACACGACAAUCAGGCAGCUCGGGGAUGGAACCUA
Molecule: messenger RNA, 421 nt
Organism: Cynocephalus volans (Philippine flying lemur)
Lineage: Eukaryota; Metazoa; Chordata; Mammalia; Dermoptera; Cynocephalidae
Exons: 3
Coding region: 229-348 (39 amino acids)
Source: RefSeq, a predicted model, not a curated record